Onthophagus taurus is the source of this 681-nucleotide messenger RNA. The record is from RefSeq and is a predicted model, not a curated record. Lineage: Eukaryota; Metazoa; Arthropoda; Insecta; Coleoptera; Scarabaeidae.
AUGAGUGGGGAUAUACCUAACGAUAUUACGGGCCAUAUCGAAGUUAUGUGCGAAUUCGAUGACGAUAACGAACAUUGUCCACAAGAACCGAUGUGUGAAAAUAACGAAGAUUCGGACAUUAGCGAUCGGCCCUUUGUUUUGCUCAAGCCUAAGUGGAUGAAGACUAAGAACUAUAAAUUCUUGAAGCAGCCGGUAGUUUUGUCCAUAGAAAAACACGCAGACAUUUAUACAAAAUUAGGAGCACUGAAUCCAUUACAGUUAUUCGAAUUAUUUAUCGAUGCUGAUGUCAUCAAUUUCAUUGUUCAAAGUACAAACCGAUAUGCGGCUAUCGAUCGCAAUGAUCCCUCUUUCAAAACCGAUGUCGAAGAAGUGCGCAAAGUAAUAGGAAUAUUGUUUGUGACUGGGUAUCACACAUUGCCGAUAAUCAGGUGUUAUUGGUCGGAUAGCCCAUCUUUAGGUUGUGCGAUAAUAAAAGCAAGCAUGACUCGUGAUCGUUUUCUUCGUGUCAAAGCGCAUCUCCAUGUAUGCGAUAACCGAAGCCUCGAUCCGAAAGACAAAUUCGCCAAGGUGAUACCCUUGAAUGAUAUGAUGAACGAACGGUUCAUGCAAUUCGGCGUCUUCGCUCACAAUUUAUCGAUCGACGAACAAAUGAUUGCAUAUUUUGGUCGACAUUCUUGUUAA